Molecule: messenger RNA, 990 nt
Organism: Laccaria bicolor S238N-H82
Lineage: Eukaryota; Fungi; Basidiomycota; Agaricomycetes; Agaricales; Hydnangiaceae
Exons: 3
Coding region: 1-990 (329 amino acids)
Source: RefSeq, a predicted model, not a curated record
AUGUUAGAAAGUUUUAUCCAACAAAUGGCACCCACUCACAGUAAACCCAUUCCUGAACCUAGACCUCCUGGCACUCGUAAACGUGUCCUUGCUGCGAGUCUUACUUCUACCAAUAAUGUUGAUGUUGCUGCUGUGAAACGGCGUAAGCUCGAGGCCAUAGCUGCAGAAUGCCAACAACACCAACCUUCCAUUCAGGAUGCCGAUGCCGACGACGAUGACCAAGACAACGACCUCACUGGGAAUACUAGUCUUCAACCACGAAAUGCAUCCUGUAUCCUUGAGGUGGCUGAUGGAAGUGAUGAUGUUGAGCCUGAUGUUGCGACGGGUGGGUGGGGUAGUAGCUCUGAUGAUGAAGAGAUGCCUGGUUUGGAAGACGUUGAUGCCAGUGACGAGGAAGACAAAGAGGAUGAGGAAGGGGAGGUUGAAGAGACUGACGAGGCAGAACUUGAGUGUCUGAUUCAGGAGUGGACCUCACCAGUCUACGCGUUCUUCCAGCCCAUCCCUGAUAUUACCUACGAUGCCAAGGGCCGCCGCACUCAUGAAUUCCGCUGCGCUGCGACUGUUUGUAAGUGCAAAGGGGCCAAUGCGAGGAUGGUUCGGUGCUAUCUCGGCAUGAUGGACCGAAAAUUGACAAGCAACCUGAAGUGCCAUGCAACUGGAUGCUGGGGAGCUGAGACCGUAGAUAGUGCUUUGGAAGCGAAGGUUGACAUUUGCUCUGCUUGCGCAACCCUUGGAAACCUCAAGGAUGGUUCAAUUACAGCUGCCUUUGAACGGAAGGGGAAAGGGAAGAUCACGUACUCACAUCGCCAGCACACCAAGGCAGAAACCCGUGCGGAGAUCGUUGGUUGGGUGGCGGAGAGUAUGCGCCCUUUCAGUAUAGUUGAAGACCAUGGCUUUCGCUGCCUUAUGAAAACAGGGAGGCCUGAAUAUUACUUACCAUCGCGUUCAACCGUUUCCCGAGAUGUCAAAGAAGUUUUCAUUAGAGUGUGA